GGCUCAGAGGCCGCUAUAAGGUUUUCAACACCGCCCUCCGUAUACUGCAGACGUGAACUUGAAUGGAUUUAGAGGUUAAAGGCAUUGCUGCUUCUCCUACGAGUCAAACUCAGCCUUUCACUGGAAGAAACAAGCUGCUGCAACAAGGACAGACUUCCAGGUCAUGGGCAAUCCAGAAUGCUGGCCUACCUGUGGUUCCACGACUUGAUUUGGGAAGCCUCAUUGACUCUGACGAGGAGGAGCAAGACAUAAUUCCUGAAAACUUGCCAGCACCAACAAGCAAAUAUAAACUAAAAUAUCAGCAAUAUAAAACUGAAAUGAAAGAGGGAUAUGAACAGUAUAGUCAGAGAAAUGCAGAAAAGACAAAAUCAAAGAUCACACAACAGUGUCCAAGAAACAAGAUAGAUGACAAGUGUGUAAAAGGUGAAGAAGCCAUCGUGGAUGGUCUUACCACUCUGGAUAGGAAAGCCCUCUUACAGCAGGGUUAUGCAGACAUCCCUUACAAUGCACAAAGGAGUAUGAGAAAAUCUGAUGCUGAAAUUGUGGCUGCAGAGAGGAAGAAACAGACUGUUGCAGAGCAAGUGAUGGUAGACCACUUAUCUAGGGCUGUAAUCAGUGAUCCAGAACAAAACCUAACCGCUGAGGGACAAGAAAGUGCUCGUAUCUUUCCAGAUUCAAAGAUAGCACCUCUUCGAUUUAGGAAAAGAACACUACAUGAAACUAAGAUAAGAACCCAUUCUACAUUAACUGAAAAUAUGCUUUCUCAUAAAGUACAAUUUGAUGGUAGGAUCAUAUCAAGAAAUGGACGUGAUGCUUGCAGAGAGCUGGUUGGGUUCUUUUUUGCUCAUGACCAGUCCCUAACAAUUUAUGAAUAUCGGCAAUUUGGGAAAAACAGAACAAAUGUGCUUCCUUUUAUUCAAAAAAACAUUUAUAGUCAUCAGUGUGGACGAAGAAAAGGAAAACACUACCAACUUGGUGAUUUUUAUGUUGGUGCAAACUUGACAUUUUUGAGUUCUGAUCAUCCCAGACUUCCAGAAAGCAUAAAAGAAAACACAUUACUUAUACUUCGGAUCACUAAUAUUGAUCAGAUAGCUUUGGAUUCUCUCAAAUCAACUUCAAUUUUUCCUACGAGAGAAUUGAUACAUUUGUGUAUAGGAACAAUUGGUUUCCAUUUCUCUUCUUCCUAAACAGAUGCGCUAAAAGAACAGCUACACAAAAGGGGUGUUCGUAUUUUGACUGGAUUGGGAAAAUAUCUUCAACAAUUGGACAAGGAAGGAACUGGACUUUUAGAUAAGGCAGAUCUUAAGCAAACUCUACAAGUGUUUCACUUAGAACUGUCUGAAAAUGAUUUUGAGUCUGUGUGGCAAAUUCUGAACGGCAAUGGCAGUGGCAAGGUUGAUUAUGGAGAAUUCAAACGUGCCAUUAUUGGUGAAAUGAAUGAAUACAGGAAAUCGUUUGUUCGAAAGGCCUUCAUGAAAUUGGAUUUCAACAAAACUGGCUGUGUGCCUAUUAUAGACAUAAGAAAAUGUUACUGUGCAAAGAAGCAUCCUCAAGUAAUUUCAGGCCUUUCCACAGAGGAAGAAAUCAAUUUAUCUUUUCUAGAAACAUUAAAAGAUGCCUGCAGCAAGUCGGAUGAAGUGUCCUAUGGGGAAUUUGAAGAUUACUAUGAAGGUCUAAGUAUAGGGAUAGUAAAUGAUGAAGAUUUUGUUAAUAUUGUACGUACUCCGUGGGGGAUUUAAUUUUUUUAGAAUGAGUGUGUCUUCAGCACUAAGCAUUCUAAAGGAGAGAUGAAUUGAAUGUAAAAUAUGGUCAAACCCUGGAAUAUAUUUUUCUAGGACUUCUUUUUUUUUUUUUUUCUCAAACAGAUUGAGUCUGGAAGGAGAAAUCAGAAAGAGAGCUGAAGGGGUAUAUGUCUAGUCGUGAGCAUCUCUGUGUGCUUGCCUGUCUUCUAAGUGUCUAAAGCUCUAUCUUGUUGAUUCAUUACUUAUCUUGAAUAUAUUUUAAAGGUCAUUUUUUAAAUUAGCCUUCAUAGGAAAUUUACAUCUGUAUCAAACUAUAUGAGAGCUUCUAUAUAGUAACCAAGUUACUCAUCCAUUGUUUUUUAGCUAUCCAUUCUCAAAAAUAUGAUUGCCACCCAUUCUCAAUUUGAAGAACUGGAAUUGGGCCCAAAAGCCUGUAAGACUUCAAAUAGUUCAGCUUGCUUCAAACAUAUGAAAAUGUUAAAGGAAUUAGAGGAUAUGCAAGAGAAAUUUUCCAUGCAGUGUAGAUGUUUUCUGUAACAUAAAUAUUUAGAAUGAUGGAGGCUUACCCUUAAAAUGCUUACUUAAACACUGGCUUGUCUUGUGGAUUCUUCUAAAUUAUGUGCUGUUGUUUGUCCAGUAGAGCACAAUGUAAUUAUUCAAGUGAUCAGAUCUGUUUGAUCUUUUAUCCUAUUUUUAACUGCAAUCCUUGUUACCUACACAGAAUUACUGUUUAGCUAGAAACAAUACAAAAUGGGAGGGAGAAUAUUUUCUUAGAUUUUUAAAUAAAGAUCUCAAAAAGUGCAUUAUCCCAUGUAUGGACUAAGGGAUAAUUUAGGAAUUCUUAACAAAAUGUAAAAGGAUGUUUGUGUCCUAAAAUGAACGUAUGUUAUUCUAAACAUUUCUUUUUGUUAUGCUAAACAAUGAAAACAUUUUCUUCUAAAUAGAUAUUAUUUAAUGGUUAGAUAUAUUGUAAUUGUCCUUUCUAUUCUUAUGUUGUUAGGUCAUAUUUUCUUGUGAAUAUAAUCAGAAAAUCUAUAGGCUGUCAUCUUGUGAAAAAAGGGAAGAUUCUUCUGGGAUUUAACAUGUUAAUGUCACAGCGUACUCUUAAAUAAGCCUCCACCCUUUUAAUAUAAAUAAUCAUCUGUGUUUGCAAAAAAUUUCUCUACUUAGGAGCU
Molecule: messenger RNA, 2917 nt
Organism: Leptonychotes weddellii (Weddell seal)
Lineage: Eukaryota; Metazoa; Chordata; Mammalia; Carnivora; Phocidae
Source: RefSeq, a predicted model, not a curated record